Messenger RNA from Cololabis saira (Pacific saury), 1274 nucleotides. RefSeq names its product aquaporin FA-CHIP-like. The transcript is spliced from 4 exons. Gene Ontology annotation, cellular component: membrane. Lineage: Eukaryota; Metazoa; Chordata; Actinopteri; Beloniformes; Belonidae. The record is from RefSeq and is a predicted model, not a curated record. Gene Ontology annotation, molecular function: ammonium channel activity; water channel activity; glycerol transmembrane transporter activity. The coding region runs from base 77 to 862 and encodes 261 amino acids. Gene Ontology annotation, biological process: hyperosmotic response; carbon dioxide transmembrane transport; renal water transport.
UUGGUGUUGUUUAUGAGUACACACUUUGCAGAGGACCAGCUCAAACUGACAGCCAGACAGCCACACAGAAACCAUCAUGAGAGAGUUCAAGAGCAAGGACUUCUGGAGGGCCGUUCUGGCCGAACUAGUGGGCAUGACCCUUUUCAUUUUUCUCAGCAUCUCUGCAGCAAUAGGGAAUCCUAAUAAUGACAAACCAGACCAGGAGGUGAAGGUGUCACUGACCUUUGGACUAGCUAUUGCCACACUGGCCCAAAGUUUAGGCCACAUCAGUGGAGCCCAUCUAAAUCCAGCCGUUACCCUUGGGAUGCUUGCCAGCUGCCAAAUCAGUAUGUUCAAGGCAGUCAUGUACAUUGUGGCUCAGAUGCUGGGCUCAGCUUUGGCCAGUGGCAUAGUGUAUGGAGUACGUCCAAAUUCCACUGAUGCACUGGGCCUCAACUCUCUGAGCAAUGUCACUCCCAGCCAAGGCGUGGGGAUUGAACUUCUGGCUACCUUCCAGUUAGUGCUGUGUGUCAUUGCAGUCACUGAUAAAAGGAGGCGUGAUGUCACCGGCUCAGCACCCUUGGCCAUUGGCCUUUCGGUCUGCCUGGGACACUUGACAGCUAUCAGCUACACAGGUUGUGGCAUCAAUCCUGCCCGAUCGUUCGGUCCAGCUUUGAUCCUGAAUAAUUUCACAGACCACUGGGUGUACUGGGUGGGUCCCAUGUGUGGUGGUGUGGCAGCAGCUCUUGUGUACGAUUUCCUGCUGUCUCCGAAAUUUGACGACUUCCCUGAGCGAAUGAAAGUCCUGGUCAGUGGCCCAGUGGGGGACUAUGAUGUCAAUGGAGGAAACGAUGCUACCAAUGUGGAGAUGACUUCAAAAUAGUUGUGGAUAAAGACACUUCUUAUCAAUGUAAAUGUCAAUACUGGUUAAGAAAAAAAAAAAAGCUUUUGAAUUUAGUAGGAUUUGUGUAAUUUCAUGUUGUUUUGAAAUGUCAAGGAGAAUUGUUGUCUACGCGUGAGCUAGUGUGACUUUCUAAUUCACUCCUUUUAUUGAUCCAGCACAAACUUCAAAAGAAAAAAAAAAAAUCAAACUGCAAUUUGGAGUCAAAUUUCUUGACAGAGCAGUGCAGUUUGUUUUUUUUUCCAUAUCAGUAUUCUGUGUUGAGCCUCUUUUUUUUGUUGUAUAUUUGUAUGUACCGGUAUCACUUCCUGUUUCUGAUGACGAAUGUAUUGUGUGUGCACUCAUAUGUCCUUUCACUUUUUUAUGUAAAAUAAAACACUUGGUGGGAAUAAAA